AUGGAUGUUGAAAUGGUUAAAUAUCACCUUUUUCAAUACGUCUUUGUUGAGAACUAUUUUGUUUGGAAAUAUCAAGGGGAAGAAGAUGCUAUUGAUGAGAUGUAUUAUGUUAAUGAUUUGCAUGGUGGAACUCAACCUGAAUUGGGAUAUGAUAAUCCGUACCGACAAAUGAUUUUGGAUGUAGCUGGUCCAAACUUUGAUCAAGGUUUGAGUCGACAAUUUCAAAGCAAUAUUGAACAUGAGUCAUCUCAUACUUAUGAAACUUCAAUGGAGGAGGAGAUCAAUCCUUCAAUAGAGGAGGCGUCUGAUCUUCCAAUGGAGGAGGAGCCUAAUCCUGAGUCUCAAAGAUUUUAUGAUUUACUACAUGCCGCUGAUGCAAAAUUGUAUCCCGGUUCCUCCGUCUCUCAACUUGACGUUGUCUCUAGGAUGUUAAACAUUAAAAUGGAGAACAACAUGUCACAGAGAGGUUACAACCAAAUGAUGCAAUUGUUGAAAGAUUCUUUACCUGAAGAUAACAUAGUGCUUGAUAACUAUUAUCAAACAAAGAAAUUGGUGCGUAGCUUGGGUUUGCCAGUUGAGAAGAUUGAUUAUUGUGAAUCAGGAUGUAUGUUAUAUUGGGGCGAUGAUGAGAACCUUACAUCUUGUAAAUUUUGUGGCAAUCAGAGGUAUAAGCGUCGUGUAGGCUCUCGUAAGCGGAAAUUGGUCCCUUAUAAGAAAAUAUAUUAUUUUCCUUUGAUUCCUAGAUUAAAAAGAUUAUAUGCAUCUCAUGCUACAGCUGCUGAUAUGAGAUGGCAUCAUGAGCAUACACACGACGAAGGAGUAAUACGUCAUCCAUCAGACUCUGAUGCUUGGAAACACUUCAAUGAAACUCAUACCUUUUUUGCCAAUGAACCAAGAAAUGUAAGAUUGGGGUUAUGUACGGAUGGUUUCCAACCAUUCAGUCAGACUGGGAGGAAAUACGCUUCGUGGCCAGUGAUUGUAACUCCAUAUAAUUUACCUCCAGGAAUGUGCAUGAAGGAAGCAUAUAUGUUCUUAACUGUCAUUAUUCCAGAGCCAAACAAUCCCAAACAUAAAAUUGAUGUUUAUCUGCAACCUCUAAUAAAUGAGUUGACCUUGUUGUGGGAGACAGGUGUAGAAGUAUUUGACAUUUCAAAAAAGCAAAACUUUCAACUAAGGGCAGCUUUGAUGUGGACUAUAAGUGACUUUCCAGCAUAUUCUAUAUUAUCAGGAUGGAGUACUGCGGGCAAGACUGUCAAAAGAUUUCCACCACCUUACAAAACAAGAGAGGAGAUUUUGAACCAAAUUUGUGACUUAGGGAUAAGGAAAGUAACUGAGUUAGAUGCAGAAGAGGUUAAUCGAAGAAUAUGUAAGUCUUGUGGAUGGAAAAAGCAAAGUAUCUUUUGGGAUUUGCCAUAUUGGAGUUCUAACAUGAUUCGACAUAACCUUGAUGUCAUGCAUAUUGAGAAAAAUGUCUUUGAUAAUGUAUUUAACACGGUUCUUAAUAUUGUUGAUAAAACCAAAGACAAUUCACAAUCACGUUUGGAUAUGGUAAACUAUUGUGAUCGACCUCAGUUGGCAAAUGAUUCAAAUGGUAAAUACCCCAAAGCUGUAUACACAAUAGACAAGGAAGAAAAAGCUAUCUUGUUUAAUUGGGUCAAAGAUUUGAAAUUUCCAGAUGGGUAUGUUUCAAAUUUGGGUAGAUGUCCAGACACAAAUACAAAAAAGCUAUAUGGCAUGAAAAGUCAUGAUUGUCACGUGUUCAUGCAAAGACUUUUGCCUAUUGCUUUUCGUGAAUUACUUCCUAGUAAUGUGUGGCAAGCACUUACAGAGUUGUGCUUAUUUUUUAAAGAUUUUACUCUAACCACUCUACGAGUGGAUGACAUGGAGAGAUUGGAAGCAGAUAUCCCACAAAUUUUGUGUAAGUUAGAACGUAUAUUUCCUCCAGGGUUCUUUGACUCGAUGGAACAUUUGCCUGUGCACCUACCAUAUGAAGCAAAGAUCGCUGGACCUGUACAAUAUCGAUGGAUGUAUCCUUUUGAAAGUAUGUACGUGCAACGUUUGCAAGAAGAAUCUCCCAAUUUAUCACAGUGUCAGAUAGAUGAGAGACUUGAGGCAUAUUUUUCUUUAUGGUUUAAGGAAUACGUCCGAUGCAAUCAUAUAGAGAAUAAAUUCUUGCGUAGCCUUGCUCAUGGACCAUUAGUAGGCGCUACAUGUCAUUCAAUGUAUUUUGUUAAUGGAUACAAAUUUCAUACAAAAUGUUAUGGUAGCGCUAGAUCAACAAUGAACAGUGGAGUUUGUAUCUCAGAUCCAAAUUUUGGUGAUUACUAUGGACGGAUAAAAGAGAUUAUACAAGUGGAAUACCGUGAAGAACUUUUAAAGCAAACUGUCUUAUUCAAGUGUGAAUGGUUUGACCCAACUAUAGAUGUUGGUGUGAAGAAGCAUAAUCAAUACAAAUUGAUUGAUGUUAACCAACGUCGUCGGUAUAAAAAGUAUGAACCUUUUAUUCUUGCAAUGCAAGCAACACAAGUGUGUUAUGUCCCAUAUCCUAGCAAGAAAAAGGACAAGAUUGAUUGGCUAGCCGUAUUGAAGGUUAAACCUCGUAAUGUUGUGGAAUUACCUGAUGAAGAAGUGGCACCAACUCCAGAACUGAAUGUUCCAUUUCAAGUCAAUGAAGUUGAAGUCCAUGAGAUAGAUAUGAAUGUUUCUGUUGAUGAAGAAAUACUCUUACAUGAUUUAAAUGGGGGUGUACUUGAAAUGGAAGAACCCAUUGAUGGGUUACAUCCAAAGUAUCAUGAAAUCCCUGGAGAAUCUAUAGAGGAGGAGUAUGAAACUGAGGAGGAGUAUGAAUCUGAAGAAACUGAGGAGAAUGAGGAAGAAUUUGAAGAAGAUUUAGAUAGUGACUAG
Solanum verrucosum is the source of this 2904-nucleotide messenger RNA. RefSeq lists its product as uncharacterized. The coding region runs from base 1 to 2904 and encodes 967 amino acids. Lineage: Eukaryota; Viridiplantae; Streptophyta; Magnoliopsida; Solanales; Solanaceae. The transcript is spliced from 4 exons. The record is from RefSeq and is a predicted model, not a curated record.